AGAAAAUAAACCUAGUGCUGCUAACCAGGCUAGUUAUGGAACCAAACCCAAAACACUUGUUUUGCCAUUUGUGACUGGUCAAGGGGGGCUUUCCCUGCAUGUAGCGUCUCUACCUGGGAGAAAAGCACGGCCACUGGAUUUUCGGACCGUCUCUUUUUUAAAAGUCAAGUUUAAGACGCCAGCCAGGAGAGGAUUUCAUUAGCUACCCUGUAUGCGAGCUAGCUAACUGGGCUAACCGUAGCUGAGCAAAGGUGCACUGGAUGAACUUCGCAUGGACUGACUGCAGCGACUGGGAUAGUAGCCUGCUGCCUGACUGCAAGCUUUCUUUCGGGUUGGGUCCUUCACAUGGGAGUCUGUCGUGCUUAAUGGACACUAUCGCCUCGGAGCUUAAAGGCGAUAACUGUGUGCAAAUGUUUUUGUGGCGUACGCCAUCACGUUAUUGAUUUGGAAAUCCACUGGCAAGCUAACAGGAUAUUAGCCUCCUCUCUCUCGCUUUGUGGUUGCAGGCCAUGGACUAAAAAGCAUUCAUCACUGACUGAGUGAUGAGAAGGCUGGCUUGAUGGCAGCUAAUUAUUUAUUGGGAAGCAGCAAUUGGAUACAACUAGACAGACAAAAGAAGCGUUUGAUUUGAAAGUUGUCCCCCGAACACUUCAACUCCUGCUUGGUCUUUUUACUUGAAAAUGCAUCGGAGUGCAGGAGCUUUUUCCAAUUUGGGAUAGAAGAGACGCACAAGAAAACAGCGGGAUUACAACUCCACUGUUGAUAAAAGUCCUCCACAGUUAAAAAAAAAGUAACUAGGUGAAAUAUAAUGUCUACCGCAAAAGAAAACCCUUGUAGGAAAUUCCAGGCGAACUUUUUCAACAAAAGUAAAUGUCAGAACUGCUUCAAACCACGAGAGUUGCAUCUAUUGACGGACCAGGAUUUGACCCAGGCUAAACCUAUUUAUGGUGGAUGGCUGUGCUUGGCCCCUGAGGGAACUGACUUUGACAAUCCAAUGCAGAGAUCCCGGAAAUGGCAACGGAGAUUCUUUGUGCUGUACGAACAUGGCUGCCUGCGCUUUGCCCUGGACGAGUCGCCAAGCACUCUGCCUCAGGGCACGGUGAACAUGAACCUGUGUACAGACGUCAUAGACGCAGAGCCCAAGACAGGCCAGAAGAACUCCCUGUGCAUCAUCACCCCGGACCAGGAGUACUUCAUCAGAGGAGAGAAUAAAGAGAUCAUCAAUGGGUGGAGUGAACAGUUGGUGGUGUACCCCCGAACCAACAAACAGAACCAGAAGAAGAAACGCAAGGUGGAGCCUACAACUUCCCAGGAGCCAGGCCCAGCCAAGGUAGCAGUGACCGGCUCUGGUAUCCCCGAGGCGGAGAAGGUUCCAGACUCGAGCUCCAUCAUCUGGCAGGAGGAGCUGAACCAGAGAGAGGCUGAGGGGGCUGCUGUCUGGGCCACUGCUGACCUGCCUCCAGGAUCACCGCUGCCCCCCACAGGUGACUUGGCAUCUGUGGCACAGGGCUCUGACGCAGGCUCAGUGAAUGGAGACGAGGUGGACCGGGGCAGCCUGGUGCUGCAUGGCUCUGCGCCCCAGCCCCCCAGUGACCUGCUCUCCCCGACAGGCUCAUGCUCCAGCCUGGGGGGCGUCCCACGCUGCCUCUCGCCAGCCCCCAGCGACCCGUUCCCCUCCGGCAGCUCCCUGCUUUCUAACGGCUCCCACAUCAGUGGCUCAGUCAGCUCUCUGGACUCGGACGCCAGCGGGAGCACGGUGACCAGCACUGACAGCCACCCAGCCAACCAGAGGGGCGGCCACUCCUUCAGCCACCACGACACGCCACGAUCCAGGCGGCUGGAGGCUGAGGCCAGAAAGGCGGAGAAGAGGAGCCGGUUCAGGAGCCCUGACAGGCAGGAUAGGGAGGCUGUCCUCAGCCCUGAGAGGAGUCGCUCCGGUGUUAUUGAAAAGUUGGAGGCCUUAGAGCUGGAGAAUCCAGAGAAAAUGGAGGUGGAGGAGUCGGGGAGGAGUGGAGCCAGACAGGGCCGAAGUGAGCACAGACGCUUCCACAGAGAGGAGCACAGGCAUGACGUGGGUCUGGAUUUUCCCUCCACCCUGCCGCCUCUGAGAAGAGCCAAGUCCCUGGACAGAAGGACCACUGAGUCAGUCAUGACGCCGGAUUUGCUGAACUUCAAGAAAGGUUGGAUGGUGAAGCUUGAUGAGCAAGGCCAGUGGAAGAAAUACUGGUUUGUUCUGACGGAUCACAGCCUGAGAUACUACAAGGAUUCAAUUGCAGAGGAGGCCUCUGACCUGGAUGGUGAGAUUGACCUGUCUACUUGUUGCAAUGUAACUGAGUACCAGGCUCAGCGUAACUAUGGCUUCCAAAUACAUACCCAGGAGGGAGUGCACACUCUGUCGGCCAUGACAGCAGGGAUACGCAGGAACUGGAUCCAAGCAGUCAUGAAGAACGUCAGACCCUCCACUGCCCCUGAUGUGGCGAGCUCAACUGAGGAUCACGGCUCCUUCUCUCCUUUGGAGGGUCUGGUUAGGCCAGACGUCACCCAGGACUCUCCCUCCUCUGAGGCCUCGUCCGUGGACAGAGAAUCUGCUCCGGGUGUCAUAAAGAGCAGGGCACGCGAGCGCAGGAGAGAAGGCCGCUCUAAGACCUUCGACUGGGCAGAGUUCAGACCCAUUGCACAGGCCCUGGCUCAGCAGCGGGCCCAGGAGGCCGAGAGCCUCCAGGCAGACCUGGGAGAGCUGGAGCGCAGUCGGAGAAGAGAAGAGAGGCGGAAGAGGUAUGAAUCCGUGACCACCCCAUCGGCAGAGCAGACGUCCGUUAAAGAAGGAGGGAGUACAGACUGUGAGAGCAGAGAAGGAGUCACACAAACAGAUUCAUUAGGUCCCACACCUUUGGAGAGGCAGAAGAGGGUUGAGGAGGUGAUCGAACAACACUGGCAGCAGGUGGAGAGUACGCCCAUACGGGAGGAGAGGAGGGUCCCUCUGCCCACCACAGUGCAAUCCAGAGAGACCGCAGAGCUGGAGCAACUACUGGAGAAUUACAAGCAAGGGAUAGAGGACCUGAAGGCACAGUUGGAGAGCUGUCACCAGCAGCUCCUUGACUCAAACAAGCACAAGCAGGAGCUGGAGCUCCAGCUGAGGACGGCUCUGGAGAGAGAGCAGGACAUCCGGGCAGGUUACAUCUCUCCGCUGGAGCACCCUUUGGGUCUGGAGGCUGAUGUGAUGCCCCAGAUGAAGAGGCCCGAACUGGCCACCUGUGAGAGGGGCUUCGCUGCCAUGGAGGAGUCCCAUCAGAAGGUGAUAGAUGAGCUGCAGAGGAAACACCAGAGAGAGCUGGAGAACCUGCAUGAGGAGAAAGAGCGGCUGCUGGCAGAGGAGACAGCAGCCACCAUCGCUGCAAUUGAAGCAAUGAAAAACGCCCACCGGACAGAGUUGGAGAAGGAGCUGGACAAGGCUCGCAAAGCCAACAGCAACACAGAAAACGCAGAUAUAGAGGAGAUUCGCAGACAACACGAGGAGGAGCUGUGUUCGUUCCAGCGGGAGAUCGAGGUGUUGUCGGAGCAGUAUUCCCAGAAGUGCCUGGAAAACGCCCACCUGGCCCAGGCGCUGGAGGCCGAGAGGCAAGCCCUCAGGCAGUGUCAGAGAGAGAACCAGGAGCUCAACGCACACAACCAGGAGCUGAACAACCGUCUCGCAGCGGAGAUCACAAAGAUGCGCUCCAUGACAUCUGAGGAUGGAGUAGGAGACACCAACCCCACAAUACAGGGGAAAGAACUCUACGAGUUAGAAGUGAUGCUGAGGGUGAAGGAGUCAGAGGUCCAGUAUUUGAAGCAAGAAAUCAACUCCCUGAAAGACGAACUCCAAGCUGCCCAAAGAGACAAGAAAUAUGCAACAGAUAAGUACAAGGACAUCUACACGGAGCUGAGCAUCGUCAAGGCCAAAGCAGAGCGGGACCUGGGCCGGCUCAGAGACCAGCUGCAGCUGGCUCACGAGGCACUGGGGGAGCCGUCACUGGAGGACAUGGAGCGGGGAGGCUAUGAUAUCAUGAAGUCUAAAAGCAACCCGGACAUCCUCAAGAUGGCAGCCGCCGCAGCCAAACGCUCAGAGCGCACCAUGAGGUCGAAGAGUCUAAAGGAAGGGCUGACAGCUGAGCAGAGACUCCACCUGUUCGAAAAUAAAGACACUAAGGAGUUCUGACAGUGAUGCAUCAUGUCUACCUACCUUGCUGCAUGUUUAGAAGCCCACUAUAUUUUAGCUCUGUAAUUACUUAUUUAGUAACACUACACACUGGUCACAAAACACAGAUCAUAUAUUAUUAAAAAACAUGGUAUGAAGUUUGAGUUUCAUGUCUAGAUUUUGCAUUCCAUGCACUUCAGUUACUGUGACAUUUUUUUGUAUUUUUUUUUUUUUUUUGCUGCCAUGUCUUACUGUAAAUACUGUUUUUAAAUGAGCACCUGUCAUGCAUACAUUAAAACUAUGACUGUGUAAGCUACUGUUUUAACUCCCUAGACUGUUGCUAGCCAAAGGCAUAAAUGUGAUGUUUAACGGCUAAACACAACGACAUAUUGAUGAGUGUGUAAUACUUGCAUAACAAAACCAUAGGAAUGAGUCUGCGUUCAGGUCUGCACGUUAACGCUCCACCACUCCAUUAUCAUUCCAGCACAGAUGGAAGUGUUGCUCAGUAAACAAGCUCGUCCGCAUUAGCAAACAAAUGCCUACCAUGUUGCUUCAUCGCCUGACUUCUAAGUUAACAUCAUAGAUGUUCUCUGCAGUCCUUGGAUCUAUCUGAGAUACCCGUAGAAAGGCGACAGCUGAAUGCAUAUGGAUAGGACUCACUGAUUAUAAUUUAAAUAUAUAUAUAUGAAAAUUUAUAUAGAGUUUUUUUUUCUCACUGCAAUCAUCGGUCCAGCUGUAUAGGAGUUGUUGGAGUUGGUUAUGUUUGUAGUCUUGUUCAGUGGCAGUCCCUUAGUAUUUAUUUAAAUGAUUGGGAUUUUUCUUUCACAUUCCCAUUCCUCUGUACUCUAUUAUUGUAAAUAUAAAGCAAAUAUACACCAACUGACUACAGGUUUAUUAGCAAUAAAUAUUUUUGCACCCUU
Molecule: messenger RNA, 5094 nt
Organism: Chelmon rostratus (copperband butterflyfish)
Lineage: Eukaryota; Metazoa; Chordata; Actinopteri; Chaetodontiformes; Chaetodontidae
Gene: mpripb
Product: myosin phosphatase Rho interacting protein
Exons: 25
Coding region: 809-4195 (1128 amino acids)
Biological process (GO): actin filament organization
Cellular component (GO): actin cytoskeleton
Molecular function (GO): actin filament binding
Source: RefSeq, a predicted model, not a curated record